This is a messenger RNA of Fibroporia radiculosa, 1893 nucleotides long. RefSeq lists its product as uncharacterized. The transcript is spliced from 8 exons. The record is from RefSeq and is a predicted model, not a curated record. Lineage: Eukaryota; Fungi; Basidiomycota; Agaricomycetes; Polyporales; Fibroporiaceae. The coding region runs from base 1 to 1893 and encodes 630 amino acids. Gene Ontology annotation, molecular function: transmembrane transporter activity. Gene Ontology annotation, biological process: transmembrane transport.
AUGACUCUCGAGAAGCUCGCGACGUGCGUUUGGACUGUGAAGUUAAUUUCGGAGUAUGAAAAUGGCAUUAACGAUAUCAGUGACUUGGAUGGUCUUGCUGUUCUCCCCCCUCUCCAUCUCCCUCCAGUUUCCGUUGUCCGCUCUCCGAUGGACACUGUUGCUCAGCUAACACAUGAUCAAUUGCCAAAUGCAGCUUCUCAUUCGCACUCCACGCUAGCCACGGUCACAUCGCCGCUGCGCAGACAAGUCCAUCCAGAGCAAUAUCACAUCUACGGCCACAAGCGCAGUAUAGUCGUGGUCGCCCUUGCUCUGGUCCUGUUUGUUUCUGCGCUCGAUUCUACCAUCGUUUCUGUAGCACUACCUGUCAUUGGAGCUGACUUUGACGACUACUCACAGGCAAGCUGGGUCGUCACCGCUUAUUUGAUAACGUACACAGCGUUCCUUCCCAUUGUCUCGAAAUGCACGGACAUCUUUGGGCGGAGACCCAUCCUGGUAUUCUCCACGCUAUUCUUCAUGCUUUGGUCUGGGGCUUGUGGUGGCGCCAAGACCAUGAAGCAACUCAUCGUAUUUCGCGCUCUGCAGGGAAUUGGUGGUUCGGCGAUCUAUUCUGCUGUUAUCGUUACGAUCAGUACUAUUGUGCCUAGAACAGAAAUUGCCAAAUAUAUCCCAGUGAUCGGUACAGUAUUUGCCAUGAGUAGCGUCGCAGGCCCACUCAUUGGAGGUGCAAUUGUUUCCCAUAUCCACUGGGGCUGGAUAUUCUUCGUGAAUUUGCCCAUAGGCGCCAUUGGCACUUGCCUUCUCCUUUAUGGGCUGAAGGACCCACAACAAGAACCGCUCAGCUGGAAUAUAAUUGCCCGUCGUGUAGACUGGAUCGGUAACUUUCUUCUCCUCGCCAGCAGCGCCCUAAUUUCUUUUGCACUCCAAGUCGGGGGUUUAUCCUAUCCGUGGAUUUCGGCCAAAGUUCUUGCUCCGAUUAUCAUAUCUGUAUGCCUGUUACCACCUCUCGUAUACUUCGAGACUCGACAUCCAGAACCCGUCAUCCCGCUCAGUCUGUUCAAGGACCGGAACUACUCUCUAAUAGUCAUUUUCACGCUCUGUCUCGGAGCUGGCUGUUACACAACUACGAUAUUCCUUCCACAACGAAUGCAAGUGGUCGAUCUCGCCUCGCCGAUCACUGCGGGCGUACGGAUGCUCCCGCAGCUCCUGCUCACAGGGCUCAUGUCCAUCGUGGCCAGUGCAAUCGUCAUGAAGACACAUCGCUUCCGUGGGAUUAUGUGGGCUAGCGCAUCCCUUGCACCCGUUGUAUGCGGCCUUUUCUCCAUCCUCACCGUGCACACGUCCUUCUCUCAGCAGUACGGUUUCGAGGCGCUCGCAGGUAUCGCGUUCGGGACGACAUUGCCCGUGUCGACGAUCAUCGUACAAUUUAGCAUUGAGCGCUCAGAGAUCGCCUCUGCCACAGGUUUCCAGUCGUUCACAUGGCAGCUUGGCGCGCUGAUCGGCAUCGCUGCCGACACUGCCAUCCUGAAUGGUGUUGUCAUGAGCCGUCUCAACCUCCUCGCGGACAAUAACGGCCCACUCGCGGACCCUGCCCUACGCGGGGCUAUCUUGCAAAAUCCAGCCGGAAUGUUGAGCAAACUCGAUUCCGUGUCGCGGGCUUAUGUACAGGACGCGUAUAGCAGUGGGUUCUCAAAGGUUUUCAUUUUUGCUGCCGGAUGUCUCGCGGCUGGAGCAUUGGCGACCUUUGGGCUAUUGCACGUAUUUCCUUCCGACCUCAUAGCCGAUACGGAAGACGCGCGGAAACCAAAUGGUCAACCAAAUGGGAGGUGGUCAGACGAUGUUGACACAGGAAGCAGCGUGAUGUUGAUAGGCGCACUCACGGAUGACACGGACUAA